GGUACAAAUUUGCUACUGUUGAGGCUUGUCCGGCUGCCUGCUGACAAUGCACCAGACCAAGAGAAAGAGGAGUAUGCUCGGUGGAAAAAGGCUGACGAGAUGGCGAAGUGUUACAUCUUGGCAUAUUUUUCGAAUGUACUUCAACAUCAACAUCAGUCUAUGAACACUGCAGCAGAGAUGCUUCUUAAUCUCAAGGAGUUAUUUGGUCAUCAGUCACGGGCUGCCCGACAAGAAGCCAUGAGGGUUCUGAUGAACAUGACCAUGCGCGAGGGCACUCCCGUAAGGGAACAUGUUCUUGCUAUGAUGGCCCAGCUGAAUGAGCUGGAGGUUCUUGGGGCUUUUAUUUAUGGGGAAACCCAAGUCGAUAUAGUGCUCCAGUCUUUGCCGAAGAGCUUCAAGAAAUUCCGGUUGAAUUACAACAUGAAUAAGGUGUUGAUGACUCUUCCGGAACUUGUUGCUGAGCUUCAGGCGGCAGAGGGCCUGUUUCGUCAGAAGACCCAAGCCAUGGUGGCCCAGCGGGGAGAAGCUUCCACUUCUAAGGCUCCUAAGGGCAAGAAGAGGAAGAAGUCCACAGGAAAGGGCAAAGCGGUCAUGAGUGACGCGCAACCUCGACAAAAGGCAAGGAAGCCGAAAGGUAAGUGCUACAACUAUCAGCAGAAAGGACACUGGAAGGCAAACUGCCCUCUUCCCAAGAAAAGAGAAGAGGUGGGGAUUACGGCUCGUAUGUCGGUGAUAAGUUUCAAGGCGGAGGAUGCCGAGGGAGUGGUCCUGCCGCAAAAUGAUGCUUUGGUGACAAACGCGGAGGUUGCAGGCUUUGACGUGAAGAGGGUGUUUAUUGAUACCGGGAGUUCGGUAGAUGUGAUGUUCUACAACU
Molecule: messenger RNA, 874 nt
Organism: Striga hermonthica
Lineage: Eukaryota; Viridiplantae; Streptophyta; Magnoliopsida; Lamiales; Orobanchaceae
Source: the annotation of a GenBank genome assembly